This is a messenger RNA of Cylicocyclus nassatus, 615 nucleotides long. The record is from the annotation of a GenBank genome assembly. Lineage: Eukaryota; Metazoa; Nematoda; Chromadorea; Rhabditida; Strongylidae.
AUGAUCAACUCGAAUCUGCUUGACACUUUGAAGGAAGAUGCCAUUGAUGUGGCCAUUGUUUACUCAGGCAAUCCAUGUCAGCUCGCUUUGGCGCAUGUGUUAGCAGUUCCUGUAAUCUACUACGAUCUCGAAGGCCUCUCUGAUGAGACCCUGAUAGCCUCGAAUUCUCCGCUUGACUCAAGUGUUCCUCCAGCAAAAUGCUUCCUACCCGAUAUAAGCUCAUCUUAUGCAUUUUCACGGCUACGCAAUGGAAUUUGCUGUUUGAGAGAGUACCUCGUACAAAGUGGCAUUCCUCUACUAUCAAAACUGCUUUCCAAAAAAUAUCGUCAACUUGACGAUCCCAUUUCUACGAUGUUCGCGGAGGACUACGAAUUUAAAAAGAGAUUCUGCGGAUUUCCUCUGACUACUACAUUAUUGCAAUCCAGCUCUUUAUUCUACGCCAAUACCGAUCCCUUGCUUGAGCAUCCACGGGCUCUUUCGCCAAGAGUAAUACCUGUAGGAGGACUAUAUAUCGACCACCCUAAGCCACUAUUCGAAGUAGGAUCACUAACUGCCUUACAAAUUUUCUUUAAGGGUAAUAGUAAAACACAUGAGACCUUUUCAAUCGCUAUAUGA